AUGCCGGACGAGAAUGCGGGCGUGCUGGACGCAUUCAGCGACGUGAGUGAGUCUUCAGACAGUGAUGAGGAGCCACUACACAUAAUGGAUCCAUCCGAUCCGCGAGCACAUCGUCCAGCACCAUCUGUCGUGCAACCCACACGUAUUAAGACGAGCAAGACGUUACAGACUCAGAUGCCAUCACGGUGGGACUCAGACAAUGAUGUAGGUGAGCCAAUUACCGUCGAUUUGCAUGCGAAGAAUCAGAAGAAUGGAACUGUUGUCGUUGUCAAUGAUGAUGCUAAGGAGAACCCUAAGAAGAAGUCUAGUGUGACGCUGUCCAAGUGGGCACAGGCGCGCUUCUUGGUGCCUGCCAGCCAGCGCAAACUACCGGUAGUUGAAGAAUCAACUUUAGAGCCGUUAAAUGACUUUAUCCUCAGUGAUUUCAGCUCUCGAUAUCGUGGCGGCACGGGCAACGUGAAGGUGGAAAAAGAGAUUACAGCAGAAGAAAAGGUCGAGCAUAAAAUCAGUAGCAAAAUGCAAGUUGGUGCUCCUCUCUUUGGUACCAAUCUGAUGGAUGCACAGAAUAAUGAAAAGAAAAAUGAAGCCACGGAGAAUAAGAGCAAGAAGAAGAAGAAAAAGGAGGAUGGACGCAAGCGCAAAGAGAAUCGAUAUUUUGUCACGGAUCUUGCUACUAAAUGUUUUCAUUGUGGAGAGGUCGGACAUAUUGCAGGUGUUUGUUCAAACGACAAACUUCAACCACCAUGUUAUUAUUGCGCAUUACGAGGUCAUCAAGCUUGGGAGUGUCCGAAUUUACCGUGUGCAAAUUGCCUGCAGCUAGGACAUCAAGAGAAUACUUGUAAUAAACGUACCGCAAAUUUAAAUCCAUGUGGCAUUUGUGGCCGUCAAGAACAUGAUGGAAAGAAGUGUGACAACGUUGGGGAUCCCGCGGCACUGACUUGUAUGUUUACUGCCCUCACUGCUCGAGAGAUCACACACUGGACAAAUGCAGAACGUACAGAGAGCCUGCUGCAACCGACUUUGCAACUCGAAUGGCUAGUGGACGUUCUAUACAGACGUGCUUUGUCUGCAACGAACCUGGUCACAUUGCUGCUGAAUGUUCAAAGCGAACGAAUGGCUAUGACCGACGUGGAAGCAACUGCUUUAAAUGUGGCAAUGCUGGACACUUUGCUGCUGAUUGCUAUGAGUCAAGUCUAA
Molecule: messenger RNA, 1197 nt
Organism: Plasmopara halstedii
Lineage: Eukaryota; Oomycota; Peronosporomycetes; Peronosporales; Peronosporaceae
Product: zinc finger cchc domain-containing protein 7
Exons: 3
Coding region: 1-1197 (398 amino acids)
Molecular function (GO): nucleic acid binding; zinc ion binding
Source: RefSeq, a predicted model, not a curated record